This is a messenger RNA of Colossoma macropomum (tambaqui), 1488 nucleotides long. RefSeq lists its product as uncharacterized. Gene Ontology annotation, biological process: deoxyribonucleotide biosynthetic process. The coding region runs from base 1 to 1488 and encodes 495 amino acids. The transcript has 2 exons. Gene Ontology annotation, cellular component: cytosol. Gene Ontology annotation, molecular function: ribonucleoside-diphosphate reductase activity, thioredoxin disulfide as acceptor. The record is from RefSeq and is a predicted model, not a curated record. Lineage: Eukaryota; Metazoa; Chordata; Actinopteri; Characiformes; Serrasalmidae.
AUGUCUGCUUAUCACGCCGACCCUAGCCCCUACGUCCUCUACUAUACGCGACAGGCGGGGUCCGGUUUAGAAGGUUUCAGCGGAGCGCCCGUGCAGUACGGAAGAGGGAUCGGCAACGUUUUUCGGGGUUUGUUUAGACUGGCGGUGCCUCUGCUAAAAUCGGGCUUCAACUUGGUCAGACAGCACCUCAAGACCGCUGCUAAAAAUAUCGCGAAAGACGUGGUUUCCAGCGGCGGGGAAAUUACUGGGAAACGCGUCGGAAAGGCGGCAGGAGGGCGAAGGCCUGGUGGUUUUGAGCCGCGCGAAUCGACGCAUGCGCCCGCCGGGGCGUCGCGCGGGUCGGGGGACACCUACGUCGAUCUGAACCGUUCGCUUUUGUACCUCACGUGCAAAGUUACCAACGCGGACGGAACCGAUCUGGCGGCCGGCGCGGCCGUAGGUUUGAUCAAUUCCCCCGCGGCCACUCUUUUUAGCCAAGUCGACCUGUCCCUCGGCGAUAAGCUCAUUUCUCAAAGCGGUUCGACGUACGCCUACAGGGCCGUUCUGGAGUGUUUGCUUAACUAUUCCGAACCUACUCUGAAUUCGCAAUUCGCAGCGGGGCUGUUUCGCAAAGACACGGCGGGGCGCAUGGACGAAGCUGACCCGAACAGAGACAAUGAGGGAUUAACGUGGCGAAGCGCUUAUUGCGAAAGGAGCCGAACGUUCGAAUUAAUGGGACAUUUGCAUAACGACUUUGCAUUUCAGGAAAAGCUUCUUUUAAAUUCCGUCGACGUGAGAAUCAAGUUAGUUCGUAAUAAAAACGAGUUUGUUUUAAUGUCAUCGGAUCCGAACCCGGGCUAUAAACUUCACAUUUUAUCAGCCCUUUUGUACGUGAAAAGAAUACACGUGUCACCCAGUGUGAAACUGGAUCACGCGUCAGCUUUGCUUCAGUCUAACGCGAGGUACCCGUUAGAACGAGUUAACGUGAAAGUGUUAAGCGUGCCUGCGGGGGGUCGCGUGUCAAACCAGGAUAAUCUAUUUUUGGGCCAAGUGCCAAAAUUCAUUGCUAUAGGUUUUGUUCAUAACGAAGCUUUCAGCGGAUCUUAUGCGCGAAAUCCUUUUAAUUUUCAUCAUUACGACGUGGAAUCUUUAAAUCUCAGCGUGGACGGUGUGUCCUACCCGUCCACGCCUUUUCAACCCCUUUUUCCUAGGCAGCGCUGCCUGAGAGAAUACUUCAGCCUGGUCGAGGCUACGGUCAGAGGGUUGAGGGACCAGCCUUUGGCCAUCUCUCGUGAAGAUUUUUCUCGGGGCUACUGUUUAUUCGCGUUCAACUUGACCCCCGACGAAAGCUCGGGCGAACACGUUUCCUUAAUACAGUCGGGGCACGUCAGGCUGGACCUCCGGUUUCGAGCGCCUUUGCCCAACACCAUAAACAUCAUCGUGUUUGCGGUUUUUGACAACGUGUUAGAAAUUAAUCACAAACGUGAAGUGCUUAUGGACUAUUUUUGA